UCAGAUUUCUCCGUUUCCCUUCACAGAUCCGAGCUCAGUGAUUACUGAGCGCUUGGAAGAUUGGGACGAUUUCAAGCUAUUGCAGUUGACGGAAUUCUACCGCGACCGACUGGAACAGGCGAUGGAAAGAGGGGUGCACGGGGUCAGCUCGGCGUUAACAUUUCACAAUCAAUUCAGUGGACGAGAACAUCUGAGAGUCACUGAUCUUGUUGAUCGGGGAGAACAGGCCGAAAGUUCCAAUCUUCUCCUGAAUCUGGUGAUGGAGAGAGGACCCCAGGCGCAGAGAGUGAUGUGGGAAUCCUUUCUGAAAAUGCGGAAUGCUGUCCCAAAGUUGGAUAAAUUACUGAAAGAAAUACAGGUACAAGGUACUGUUCCUUAUGAUCGAGUGAAAUUCCCGCAAGAUUUAACCACUGUACCCGGUUUACUAAAAGAUGUUCAACAGAAACACAACGAGUCUCUGCGAGCACAGACUGAAAAGCUGAGAGUGAACACCAUCCUGAUGAAGGGGAAGGUUAAGGUUUUCCAGCUGGUUGAUCGAUACGCUGAGCUCACAAUCAUCUCCACUGUUCGUGAUCGGACACUGGUGGAACAUGAGUUGCUGGCAAGAGGCCGGGACCAUGAAGAGUGGAGAGAUCAAUGUCUCCAGAGAGAACUGGAAAAAAUCAAGCCUGAUCAAUUGUUCCACAGCAGUUUUUCCCGGAGUAAAUCCGGAUCUGGGAGUUCAGCAUCAGUGGCCGGAGUCGCGGGGAUUGGAAAAACAACAAUGGUGCAAAAGAUAGUUCAUGACUGGGCCACGGGUAAAAUAUACCAAAACUUCCAGUUUGUCUUCAGUUUCAAAUUCCGGGAUUUAAACACGCUUAAUGGUUCAAUAAACCUGUCCAACCUGAUAGUACUUUUCUACCCUUACUUGAGGAACGCACUGGAUUAUAUCUGGAAGAACCCAGAGAGAUUGUUGUUUAUAUUCGAUGGUUUAGAUGAAUUUAAGUGCAAGAUAGAUUUCGCUGACAAUUGCACAGAACUGCAGCACAAGUGCCCAGAUCCCGAUGUCCGUUGCAAGGUGUCUGACAUUGUAUACAGUUUAAUACAGCACAAGCUGCUCCCAGGGUGUUCAGUGCUAGUGACAACCCGCCCCACUGCGUUACAUUUAUUGAAAAAAGCAGAUAUUAGUGUCUGGGCAGAAAUCCUAGGAUUUGUUGGUGAGGAACGGAAGGAAUAUUUCAACAGGUAUUUUGAAGAUCAGACGGUGGCAGCAACUGUUUUCAAACAUGUGAAGGAGAACGAGAUCCUGUACACCAUGAGCUACAACCCCUCCUACUGCUGGAUCCUCGGCCUGACACUGGGCCCCUUCUUCACACAAACACACCGGGACCCACACCGAGUUCCCAAGACCAUCACACAACUAUAUUGCUAUUUUAUUUACAACAUCCUGAAAAACCACGGCCGUGAGAUUGAGAGCCUCCGUGAGGUGCUAUUGAGGGUUGGUCAGAUGGCCUUCCAUGGAGUGUCCGAGAAAAACAUUGUGUUCACAGAUGGAGAUUUGAUCAAAUACAAUCUGCAGCCUUCCCAGUUCCUGUCCGGGUUCCUGAUGGAACUUUUGGAGAGAGAGGAUUCAGCCCGGAGCGUGGUGUACACCUUCCCGCACCUCACCAUCCAAGAGUUUGUAGCCGCACUCGCACAAUUCCUGACUGUAGAUCCCAGGAAUAUCGUGAAACUCCUGUCUGAAGCCCACAGCACGACAGACGGGCGAUUUGAAGUAUUUCUCCGUUUUUUCGCUGGUCUCUCCUCCCCACGGUCAGCUCGGGUCCUGGAGGAGUUUCUGGGUCAAUUUCCUAAUGAAACAACCUGCCGAGUGAUUGACUGGGUGAAGGAGGAGGUUAAACGCCAGGCUGAAAACACAUGGAGUGAAGCUGAUAAACGGAGCCUCCUGAACACGAUGCACUACCUGUUUGAGUCUCAGAAUCCUGCACUGGCUCAGCAGACACUGGGAUCUGUAGAAACACUUUCAUUCCGUGGACUGGGACUGACCCCGAUUGACUGUGCGGUCCUGUCUCAUGUCAUCAGGCACUGUGAUACAAUCAAACACCUCGAUCUGAAGGACUGCCGCAUUCAGUGUGAAGGUCUCCAGCGGCUGGGACCAGCUCUGCACAAGUGUCAGGACUUGAGACUGGGAUUCAACGAUCUGGGAGAUUCCGGAGUGAAACUUGUGUCCGCGGCUCUGAGGAACCCGGACUGUAAAAUACAGGAACUUAAGCUGAACAGUGUCGGUCUCACAGAUUCUGGGGCAGAUGAUCUCGCCUCCGCUCUCAGUACAAAUCCCUCACUGACAGAGCUUUGGCUCGGUGCUAACAGUCUGGGAGAUUCCGGAGUGAAACUGGUGUCUGCGGCUCUGAGAAACCCGGACUGUAAAAUACAGAGACUGUGGUUGAACAAUGUCGGUCUCACAGAUUCUGGAGCCGAGUAUCUCGCCUGCGCUCUCAGUACAAACCCCUCACUGACGGAGCUGGAACUGACAAACAACACCCUCACAGACCGAUCUGUCCCCGCUCUCCGCCGCCUUAUACUGACCCUCCCGAGACUGGAGCGGAUCAGGCUGGGAGCGAAUAAGAUCAGUUCGACUGGGAAGAAGGAACUGAGGUCGCUGCAGGAAGCCAGGCUCGGUCUGAGAGUGGUCAUGUGA
This is a messenger RNA of Leucoraja erinaceus (little skate), 2677 nucleotides long. Its product is annotated as NACHT, LRR and PYD domains-containing protein 3-like. The record is from RefSeq and is a predicted model, not a curated record. Gene Ontology annotation, cellular component: cytoplasm. Bases 122 to 2677 code for a protein of 851 amino acids. Gene Ontology annotation, molecular function: protein binding. Lineage: Eukaryota; Metazoa; Chordata; Chondrichthyes; Rajiformes; Rajidae. The transcript is spliced from 8 exons.